This is a messenger RNA of Pelobates cultripes (western spadefoot toad), 579 nucleotides long. The record is from the annotation of a GenBank genome assembly. Lineage: Eukaryota; Metazoa; Chordata; Amphibia; Anura; Pelobatidae.
AUGGCGGCAAACCUACCAAGCAAGCAACACUGCACACACGAGCCGGAGGACUUCGGCGACAUACAGCAGCGUCUAAAUGCAAGUUUUGCCCGAUUCUGGAUGAAGUUGCUGGAAAGGAUGCAAACACCUAAGGCAAAAUCACAAACCCUACCCUACAGGGGUGAGCGGAACCAUAAGCGCAGGGUGAAGAGAGAGACACCCUUGAAUAACAUGGCGGCAAAACGGCAGCAUGUAAGUGAGACACAACACAUGCCACCCAACACCAGGCACCCCGAGCACCACCUAGUCUCACAGAAGUCCCACUCAUACAAGCGCCCCAAGCAAACUCCCCAGGCUCCCCGCCUGCGCACAGGCAUCAGACACCUGAACGCACAACACCGCGCCCUAGGCCUGGGGGACUGGACGAGACUCAACUCAGCAUUGCACCCACAUAAGAGCAGACAGCCGACACAGCAUGGGGAAACCCACGUCAGCACCCACAGAACACCCUGCAACCGCCCUGGGUUUGCCAAGCAGACACAAGAGGUACAUUGGAUCCCUGGGACCCGGCUGCAGGUGCUGAGAUCUGGAAUCGGCUAG